Puccinia graminis f. sp. tritici CRL 75-36-700-3 is the source of this 3801-nucleotide messenger RNA. RefSeq lists its product as uncharacterized. The transcript is spliced from 13 exons. The record is from RefSeq and is a predicted model, not a curated record. Gene Ontology annotation, biological process: intracellular protein transport; retrograde transport, endosome to Golgi. The coding region runs from base 204 to 3563 and encodes 1119 amino acids. Gene Ontology annotation, molecular function: protein binding. Gene Ontology annotation, cellular component: Golgi membrane; cytosol; Ric1-Rgp1 guanyl-nucleotide exchange factor complex. NCBI's taxonomy places the organism in Eukaryota, Fungi, Basidiomycota, Pucciniomycetes, Pucciniales, Pucciniaceae.
UCAGAUCGGUCCAAGGUAUUUGAGAAACACAAUAUGUUGCCCAACAAGAACCACCAAGUCAACUUCUGAUUCGCACACAGAGGAGUUUCCGAGAAAGAUACGCACUGGACGGUCAACACACCAGAAUCAAGGACGAGAGGAUCGAUCGUUGAGAGAUCUAGGUUGCGACAUCUUAAUUGGGGAGAUCAGAGAAGAAGCAAUCGAUGUACUGGCCCACAGGUUCUGCUUCAAGACUGUCACACUCAAGCACUCUGACGACUGUACCCAAGCCAGGAAGGAGCAGUACAAGCACAUCCAAAACAACUAAACAUCAUCAUCAAGCUAGCGACAGCCACCGGACUAAUUAUGAUAAGAGGAGGGACACCCAUGCAUAUCGUCCGGGAGAGCUCAUCGGAAUCGAGGCUUGUUCGACUACCCCUCAAGCACCCAUCGGACUCUUUGCUACUUGGACGACCACCGAAUUGACCAUCUGGAAUCCAAAACCCAAGAUCGCUCUCUCCAAACUGAUCAGACCUCACGAUAGUCUGUCAAGAUUAGGCCAGACUAAAGAUGUCAAAUGGAAGCCGGACCAAACCGAGCACACACUGAUCAUUUGGACAGUCAAGUCAGCCUUGAUUAUCUAUAAACUGGAAGCCCUACCGAAGUCGACUGCGGUCUACAACCUGCCCCCUGAUCAGUCUGAAUCUUUCCUCUCAACCGGGCCUGCAGACCGGAUCCCGUUCCCCAGGUUGGCCCUCAAGUUCGUUGGCGAAAUCCCACCAACCGAUCCUACAGAGGAAAUCAGUUGUCUUGCGCUCACUCCCUCCCACAUCUUAAUCGGACUCGCGAACCCUAUUCCUCAAUUGAAAAUUCUUUCCUGGUCCUCAAUCCGCUCCUUCUUUUCAUCAGAUCAUCGUGCUGAUCACCACUACCAUCAUAAUCGGCAAGGCCGAAAUUCCAAAUCAAAUUUGUUUGUACAACCUUUACAUCAAAAUCUCUUGUCGGGUUUUGAUUGGCUGAUAGAUAAAUCAGUGACCUUCCUUUCGAUAACGUAUUCCAGCGACCUGAAUGUCUACAUCUUUGUGACCUCAGAUGGCCGAGCGUAUAUUGCCCAUAUGAUAUACGCUCAGCCACCUCGUCGACCAAUGAGGCUAAGCGGGGAUGAGGAGGUACGGUGGAUGGGCAGUUGCUUCCAUGAUCCGGUCGAGCGGCUUGGCCACCUUCCCGCAACCGGUGCAUGUGCUAUCAACUUCCGAUUCAGUUUAGUGGCCGUCGGAGUGCAAAACGGGAUCGUGGAUGUGUAUAGUUUGAGCGGAUCGGCUCUUCUUACCAAUUAUUCGCAUUCAUUGAAUCCACAGGUGAAUCAUCACGACAACAAGCAAUUGGGGGGAAAGGCUCAACAAAACGGGCAAGUCGUGAACACAUGUGCAUGGACUUCUGAUGGACAUGCGUUAGCCGUCUCGGGGUCAAGUGGAUUGUCGGUUUGGUCGGUCUUUGGCCGACUACAGACUUGUUGUGAUUCGGCGACAAUCUCUGAGACAAACUUGCACGAAAUUCAGUUUGAAGAUUAUUUCAUGGGCUCGUGUCGGAGUCUAUUUUGGGGGCCUGGAAAUUUCGAGCUCUUCCUCCUGACCGCUCCGUCGGAGUCUUCAACUCGGUACAUCGCCGACGACCAGCUGUUCGUGUUGCCUUUUGCCAAAAGCGCAGUUGCAACAUUGCAUUCGCCGGACAAUACGAAGCAUGGAUUUCUACAAUUAGACGACCGAGUAUCAGUCUAUCGGGGAGCAGAUUGUCCGGAUCUCUCGGUAAUCAAUCCCGAGUCGGAUGUCUGGCAACACAUCAAGAUCCCCGCGGAUUAUAUCAGCACCAACUGGCCGAUCGAGUGUAGCUGUAUCUCAGAAGACGGGAAGUUAUUGGCCGUGGCAGGGAAACGUGGGUUCACCCAUUUCAACUCGGUCUCUGGUAGAUGGAAGCUCUUCGAAAACGAGGAUGAGGAACAGGCUAUUCAUGUCAGAGGUGGCAUGCAAUGGUUCGAAAAUGUUUUGGUCACCGGUAUUGAUGAGGCUGGAUCAUAUUCGAUUCGACUGUUUGCACGAGAGAACACGUUGAGCCUAUCCCAAUGUUUAUUCGAGCAUCCAUUAGAACAUCCGAUUGUUUUGUUAUCAAUACAUGAUACAUCACUGCUCAUCUACACCUCGGACAACACGCUUUCGCACUUCAUAAUCAAAGACCAAGGGUUGAUCCAAUGUGGAAGCAUCGGAUUUGAAGGGAUUGUCGGGAAUCCAUUGCGGGUGCGAGGGAUGUCAUGGCUGGUGCCGGAUGCGCAGCACUGUUUUGGGGAGCCGGAGAACGAUUUAGACUAUGCUACGAUCGUCCUUCUGGUUGGAGGCAAGGUGGUCCUACUGCGCCCCCAACGCUCCGAGCGGGCUGAGGUCAAGUACGACAUGCACAUCCUCGCCGACCAUGUGGAGUUCUAUUGGGCCGGUAGACAGUUCACAAAUCAUGAUGAGCUUGGCUUGUUAGAAAACUCCCUCUGGGCUUGGGACGGCAAACAGAUCGUCGUUUGGCUCGAUGCUCUUGCUCUUGAUGGCGACAAUUUUCCCGGAAGAGAAAAGAUUGCGUCGGGAGACAAAUGCCAACCUCUUGAGAGUAGACUGACUAUCCCACUUAACUUCCAUCCCCUCUCUGUCUUGAUGGAUAAAGGCAUCUUUAUUGGAAUCGAACAAAAAACUGUUAUCAAAAAGUCACUCAGUUUUGCUUUGUUCAGGAUCAUGACCAAUACAGAACUUUUUAUUCAUCAAGUGAUCAAGUUUUACUUGAGUCGAGGCAAGAUGGAAGAAGCAGUUGAAUUUGGAGCUUACUAUUCCAAGUUAAUUUACUUUGGACAUUCGUUGGAAAUUCUACUCCAUACGGUACUUGAAGAAGAGGCCGAUUUCAAGAUCAAUUCGACAGGACAGAAUCCGUCCGCCCAAAAACCUGCAUCUCCCGCCUCUUGCUCCACAGCAUCCAAUCCUGCUACUGCAUCAACACUCGUUGCAGACGGGAAUGCUAAGAAUACCCAACAAGAAAGAAAAAUCCUACUCCCAUUGGUGGCCGAAUUCUUGGACCAUUUCAAAGAAUCUUUGGAAGUCGUCGUCGGUUGUGCCCGAAAGAUUGACCUGAAACAGUGGAAAAAUCUGUUCCAGAUCGUCGGAAAACCGCGAGACUUGUUCGAGAAAUCCUUGAAUUUGGGCAUGCUACAAGUGGCUUCCUCCUACCUCUUGAUCCUGAAUCAUUAUUAUCUAGACGAUGAUUCCUUCUUCGAUAGUUCGAUCAAAAUUUUCAAUCAAGAUUGUCCAGUUCAAAAUCUCAAACCGAAUCAGCUGGAAGAAGAUCAUUACUCAAUCGAAAUUAUUUACAGUGAUACUGUCAGACUAUUCAAAAUCGGAAUAGAAGUCAAGAAUUGGGCGUUAUGUAAAGAAUUGAUGAGAUUCUUGUUCUCCUUAGAUCACACCGGAAAGAUCUUAACGAAGGCUUUAAAAGAGUCCAAUCUCGCCCUCUACAACAACCUCCCCGAUCCUGCCAAUCAUCCCGCACAAAAAUGAAUCCUAAUCACACUAAUAAUCAUCCUAUCCAUGUUCAUUUUAAACUACUUAAUUCAAUUUAUAUAUUUGUACUUCAUAUAUAGAACAUUGUACCCAUUUGAUUGACACAGUCCAGCAAUAUUAUCUAGUGUAUGUCUUAUUUAUAGCUCUUCAUUUGGUAUUCCAGUCUAUGUGCAUAGCUAUAUGUGAGGCUGAGUGAUUCUUCCUUGGGGUUGAAUUUAAAAUAUACAUAGAAUUG